CCAGCCACCUGCUGAUAUCAAAAGUUUCAAAACAUUGCCACUCUCUACCGCAAUAACCAUUUGAUAGUCAGUCAGUCAAGUUUCGUUGACAUUGAAUUAAAGAAAUGAGUGGAAGGCGCACAGUGAUUAUCUUCAAAUCCGAAUCGGAGAGCAGUGACCGGUACGCGGACGAAUUACAUGCCAAUGGAUUCAAUCCGAUAUUUGUGCCAACACUGAGUUUCGGUUUCAAGAAUCUGGAACAGUUGCGAGGCAAAUUGCAGGCGCCAGAUAAUUUCGCCGGCAUCAUUUUCACUAGUCCACGCUGCGUCGAAGCCGUUUGUGAGGCAUUGCAGUUUUCCGAGCUGCAUGGUGGUUGGAAAUUGUUGCAUAAUUAUGCAGUUGGCGAGGUCACACACAACUUGGCACUGUCGUCACUGCAACAACUAUUCACACAUGGCAAGCAAACAGGCAAUGCACGCAAUUUGGGGGAUUUCAUAGUGGAUACGUUCGACGGUUCGCGCAAUUUGCCACUCCUGCUGCCUUGUGGCAACUUACGCACCGACUUGCUGCUUUCGAAAUUAGUGGAAAACGGUUUUCAGGUGGACGCUUGUGAGGUGUACGAAACUGUUUGUCAUCCGGCGCUGGCCGAGAAUAUGGAACGGGCUUUAAAGGCCGACAACAUCGAGUACUUUGCCUUCUUUUCGCCCUCGGGCGUUAACUGCGUGCAUGAAUACUGUAAGGCGCACAAUGUGGAUAUGGACAAAUGGAAGUUGGUGGCGAUAGGGCCGAGCACACGUUUGGCUAUGGAAGAGCGUGGCCUGCAUGUGUUUCAAACAGCCGAGCGACCUUCGGUGGAGUACCUCAUUAAGGUUUUAUUGAAUCCCAGUGUAGGACGACCAAAGCCGACUGGUGAGAUAAAAGUGGAAGACUAAUGAAGGAGGAUUCUUCAGUGGCGGGACUGAUUGUCAGCUGUUAGUUUGAAGUUUUUAAUUUAUCUAUUACAUGUUUAACGACGUACAAAGGGUGGCCUUAUCGAAUAAUUAUAAUGUUUGUGAUCUGGUAUAUAUAUUUACAUACAUACGUAUGUAUGCACAUUCAUUCGUUUAAUUCAAAUGGAAACAAAUGAGUGUUACUGGGCAAAAUGCAUUCAAUAUAAUUGUAGAUACUACUGUGCAUGCAUAUGUAUGUAUGCGAAUUUUCAGGAAAUCGUUCAAAUUGAUCGGCAUAUUCUUCAUUUUCUUUCUAUUACUAAGCGCAUGUAAAUCACCUUUUGCGAUGUAAAUAAGCUUCUGUAUAUUUGUAGGUGUGGGUGCGUUCUUAAAUAAACUUGCACUUUCGGCAAUAUACUUUGUACAUACAGAUAUACAUACAUACAUAUGCAUGCACAUAGUCGUCGCUUAGUUUAGAAAGAAGUGAUUCAAUAAAGUACACAUUUUUUAUUUGCUAUAUUCAA
Molecule: messenger RNA, 1432 nt
Organism: Bactrocera tryoni
Lineage: Eukaryota; Metazoa; Arthropoda; Insecta; Diptera; Tephritidae
Gene: Uros1
Product: uroporphyrinogen-III synthase
Exons: 1
Coding region: 105-911 (268 amino acids)
Biological process (GO): uroporphyrinogen III biosynthetic process
Molecular function (GO): uroporphyrinogen-III synthase activity
Source: RefSeq, a predicted model, not a curated record